CUACUUCUAUCAACAUAACAAGUAGUUUCUACUUAUUUGGUUGAAAUGGAUGCCACCAAAAUGCAUUUCCUUUCAGAAAAUUUGCCGGAUCAGAGCCUUUUCUUCCAAAUAAUCCCUUACCAAACAUGCUCAUUAAUAAAUUUUCCAUCCAAGGGAUAUCCGCCGACCGCCGGUGCCCUAAUUUGUACCGGGGCACGGGCAUAGAGCACACUAACCAACCUUAAGGUAAAUUCAAAGAUCACCCGGUACAAAUUCAGAUCCUAAACACAACACUGCAAAGAUCAUUAAAUGAAUAUGCAAAAGAUAACGGCGACAUUGCUAAAAUGCGCCUGCUCAUUAAUGGAACUCUGCAUUAUCUCCAACAUUUUGACUAUCCAACAACCCUAAAUGACAAAAGUGGCCUUGAAUUUCAUACAAUUUCACAGGGAAGACAAAGAUGACUGAUUUACAGUCAUACCAAACAAGAACUUCCUUUGAAUUCACAUCUUUGAACUCAAAAUCUGGAGCCCAAUCAGAGCAAACGCAAAUACACAACAGAAAUCCUACAAAAGCGUCUCAGGAAACUGCAUAAAUAAGCUUAUAUUUGAGAAUCUUCUUACACACAUUGAAGAAACAGAGCCAAAUAUCCAGAAAUAUAUAUUACAGAGAAUUACCGCUACUGUUCUCAUGCUAUAAAAACAAAGCAAAUAAUGUCUAGGAAAUCCAAGGAGGAAAAACCAAGAAAGGUAAAAACUGAAAUUUAAGGUAAAAACAAGAAGAAGUAUCAAGGUUUCCAAAUCUUAAGCUCAAAAACGCAGCAGCCACUUUAAGGAACAUCCGGAAGGUAUUGCAAAGAAAUUUUGGCGUUGGAAUGUUGAAGUUAGUGAGUUAAUCGUCGGAAUAAUGUUCAUCGACAUACCCGAAAUUCUGGACAGCAACUUUCUAUUGACUUCAGGUCCGAUUUACGCUAUCUUACAUAUGUUAAAACGAAAUACUUUCUAUACGAAAGUUGUAGCCUUACAUCUUAGGAAUCCACAGAAUCAAACGGUUUGCAAUUUCGUGAAGAAACAAUGGAGAUAUGCCCAAAUUACCGCAGGUUGUCCAGUUGUGACGGAAAUGACAAAGAUGGCGAAUUUCGAUGUUGUUUCCACUCCCGCUCAUCCGUAAGGUUUAGGCUUAUGAUUUCCAGGUCUGUACCCUUGCGUUAGACUUGUCGAAUCAUUCAUUACAUACGUACAUGAACAUAUAUAUUAAUCCAUAUGUUGAAACCAUCCCAAAAUAUAUAUGUGAUGCAUAUAUAAGUCAUCUAUAUGUUGAGAUCAAAAUACACCAAAUCCAUAAAGUUAAUGUUGGUCUUAUGGGGGACCAUCGAUCACCCUUAGGGAUUCGCUACUGUGCUAGUCACGGUAUCGGGUACUGACAGCCCAACCUGACGAGGUACACGAGUCGUGUAUCUUGCGAAGCCCCUCUUGUCCAUCCACCGCUCAGUAGUGGGGCUCCGCACUGCCGUAGUGAACUAUAGGGGGUGCCCUAUAUGAAUCUACCUUGGCUUGGGCUACAGAGAGAUGUGGUUAAAUACAAAGUGUCCACCUUC
Molecule: messenger RNA, 1573 nt
Organism: Cuscuta campestris
Lineage: Eukaryota; Viridiplantae; Streptophyta; Magnoliopsida; Solanales; Convolvulaceae
Source: the annotation of a GenBank genome assembly